AUGCGCCGCGUUGAUUGCGAGACAAAAUGGCGGCGGCUUGAAAAGGCGAGAGCGGCGGCGCGGAGGGAAGCUCGCUGUCGAGGGCGCCGGCAGCAGGGGGCGCAGCUGCGGCAGCUCCCGGCCGUGGCUCCUCCCUCGUGGGCCGCUUCCCAAGCCGCGGGGGCGGGUCGCGAGGGCCGCCCGCCGCCGGUGAGGUGAGUGGCGGGACUGAGGCGGCCGGCCUUCGCCCCGCGGGGCUGAGGGGAGGAUCCGCCGGGGCGCCGGGCGGGGGACCCAAAGGAGGAAACAAGCAGGGGAGGCGUCUGAAAGUUAACUAAUUGGGCUGCAUAUGAAGUGAAUGUCAACCACCAUAUUAUUGUGGUUGUUGUUAUUUAUUUUAAUUAAUUAAAGUGCGUUUUUCUUCGGCUUGCCAGCCAUACUUUGCCUUGACUCGUGUGGGUUUUUUGUUUUUGUUUUUGCGGUGAUCUUGGACUCAAUAUGGAAUUGCUUACCUUGUGCUUCCCCCUCCCUUUUUUUAAUAAAUAAGAGUUUAAUAGAACAAGGACGUCAAAAGGGAAAGGCAUAUAUCAUUGUAAGAGACUGAAGUUAACUAAUUGGGCUGAAUAUAAAGUGAAUAUCAACCAUAUUAUUAUUAUUGUUGUUGUUGUUGUUAUUAUCACCAUCAUCAUUAUUAUAAAAAUGCUCUUUUCUUCAACUCACUAGCCAUACUUUGCCUUGACUCGUAUGGGGUUUUUGAUUUUGUGGUAAUAUUGGACUCAAUCUUUGUGCUCCCCCCUUCUUUUUUAAAAAAGAAGAGUUUAGUUGAACAAGGAUGUCAAAAGAGAAAGGUAUACAGUAUAUCAUUAUUAGGGUCGACGAUCCCGAUUCUGUAUAUACCGUAUUUGCUUUAUUUAUUUAUUUUAAAAAAUAUUUAUACUUUUCAGAUUUAUACUUUUCACUAAUUUUACAAUCAUCUUUAAAUUUCCAAACUUCACUUCCUUCCCCCUCUUUCUGCGGUUCCUUAAAUAUAUUUUAAAUGUCUUCUGCAUAUACAAAUUAACGUAUUUACCAUAUUUACUCUGAUGCUCACCUUUUGGGGCCAAAUGAUGGUCGAUUUGGUGGCACGUUUGCUGGCAUAAAUGCCUUUUUUUGGAGGGAUGUUUCAAGAUUCCAAAAACGGAGAUACGCAUUAGGUUCAGUGGCGCAUUAGGUUCGAGUAAAUACGGCAUAUUAUCUAUUACCUAAGGUUUGCUGUUAAAGGUUUAUUUUUAACCCGCCGUAGUUGUGUAAAUGUGCUCCAAAUAUUGUCGUACUUGGCCUUUGUUUGUUUGUUUGCUGUUUACAUUGACUGAUGUGCUCUGCAUUUUGCUAUUUUGCAUUUUUCACUUGUGUAGGAUUGUGAGGUGCUGGACGUUUCGUUCGCAAGCCACUUUGGCCACACUUUGGCGUGGAAAGUGGUAUAUGAGUGAAGUCAGUUUGUCAGUCGGUAGCCCCGUAAAUGGCGCUUGGAGGAGGAGGGCAGGAAUUGGGAGGUGGAGAAGGAGGGCUCUGGGGGUUUUAAUUUUAGAAAAAUGAAAGCUGAAAGUUCAGCAAGAGGGCUUGAAGCAUCCCUAAGGGGACUUGUCUGAGAUUACAUGGCAAGCCCUGCUCUCUUCCCUCAUUGGCUCCCGUCAAAACAUAGCAGGUGUGUGGUCAUUAUUAUUCAUAACUUAAUUUAGAACCUAUGAUGAUUGCAAUGAUGUAACAAAAAUAUGCCAUAUGUGUGUGUGUGUCUAUUUUCUAAGCACGACUGUAAAUAUCAAUAUUGUAAACAUUAUCCAAAAAUUAGAAAAUGCUGAUUUACCACAUACAAAAAACUCCUCAAUAUUUAUAUUGUAAAUAAGCUCCAUGAAUUCAAUUAGAGAAUUCCAUUUAUUUAUUAUAAAAAAUCUGUAUUGUUUGGUAUAAUUCAAUAUUGAUAAUUUUGUAAGUUUAUACAGUACUUCUGCCCUCCAUUUUUGUUUGUUAGUUUACCAGCCAUUCUUUCACUGUUGGCGGUUACCUGUUUUUCCAUUUUUGCAAAACCAGAAGAGUCACAGCUAUUAAAUACUUUAUUAAGUCCUAGUGCUUGACCUGUUUAUACAGACAGAUCCCUAAUGAUAUUAUUAGGACUAUGAGAUGUCAUGACUGAUACAACCCCCCCCCCCAAACCCCACAUUUUAAUUGAUUGGCAACUCCACCCAAAUGCUUCACAUCUGCCUUUGAGGCUCCAUGCCUACACUGCAUGGUAUUUGGUCUGUGGAGUCAUGUACCAUUGAUAGAAUAAUUUAUAAUGGUUUUCUCUUAUGUGUACACAUAGAGAUAAUUUUGGUUCUUGAUAUAAUUUUUCCCUCAGCUCUCGUUCAGGGAUUUUUCUACCAAUUAUUUUAUCAACUCCCCCCUCCCCCCUGAAAACCUGUGCCAAGUUGUGAAUUCACAGGUUAUCCAAUAAGACAUAGAUCAUGGAUUAAAAACCUAUUCAAGGCUUUCUUUUUAUGAUACCCUCAAAAGUUCUUACUACACUUGCCAUGUUAUUCCUUCUUAUAUUUUCAUCUGUAUUGUUUCUUUAUUGAAACAUUACGCCAUUGGACCCAUUUGAAGAAUUUCAUUAAGUGUUUUGCAGUGUCAGUUACUUAAAGUUUCCGUAUAUAUUAUUAUAUAUAGUUGCUUAUCCAAUUAAACACUGGGUUUUAAAAUCAUUAAAAAUGGAGGUUGAAAGUAAAGAUAACUUGGGUGUUAACACUGUUACUAAACCAUUGGGUGUUGGUGUUAACAUAAAAAAUUGAGCAUUCAUCCUGAUCUGUUUGCAGAAAGUUUGUGGAGAGGUUAGACAAUGUCUAUUUAUCGAGCAUGAUUUAUUUAUGGGGAAGGUAGAUGGCAUGCCAAGCAGUUGUUAUCCCACACUUUUCACUGGAUUUAUCUUGUCACUUUCCUUAUCGCUAAAAGUCCUUUGAGUGGGGAAGCAUGCUUGUAGCACGAGAGCAUCAGAUCAGCGUUAAUUGUGCAACCUGAAGUAGUUGGUGUCUUACUGAUUCUCACCCGAAAAUACAGUGGUGCCUCGCAAGACGAAAUUAAUUCGUUCCGCGAGUUUUGUCGUCUUGCGAUUUUUUUCCUCUUGCAAAGCACGGUGUCGGGAAAGUUUUGGAAAAGCUUCAAAAAUCACCAAAGUCUUUAAAAACCUCAAAAAAGGCUACCACACCGCGUUCUAUGAGUUGCUCCUCGAAGUCAAGUUGCAACUGUAUUAACGGUGUUAAGAAAAAGGAAACAAACUUGCAAGAGGUUUCCGUCUUGCGAAGCAAGCCCAUAGGGAAAAUCGUCUUGCGAAGCAGCUCAAAAAACAAAAAACCCUUUCGUCUAGCGAGUUUUUUGUCUUGCGAGGCAUUCUUGCGAGGUACCACUGUAGUUGCAGUCUGGAAGUGCCUUGUGAUAGGAUAUAUGUAUAUAUGUAUAAUAGGUUCUGGGGUGGUUUUUGUUUUGCGGCACAGGAGAGGGAAGAGUUUAACCCUUUCCUUCUCCAGCCUCAGUUCUGACAAAGAUCUUCCUGUCAGUCCUAGAAAAAAAAGCUUCCAUUGGCAGGAUGGGAGCUUUUCCCUGUAAAGCUAAUAACAGUGUGUGUGUGUGUGUGUGUGUGACUGUGAGAGAGAAUUCCUGCAGAGCAAAUCUUUCCUUGGUUGGAACAUGUGAAGUGGCAUGGGAAUUCUGUUUUACCUCACCCACAUGUGAAAUGAAUCACCCGAUGUUUCAGCCAUGACUCCUUUUCACAGGCUACUUAUGUGAAAGGACACUGUGUGAUUAAAGGGGUGUAUAGGCUCCCCGAACCUGCCUGCUAAUGCACGAAUGAAUGCCUGUCGGUUUCCCUGCCUCAGGUAUCCAUGCUAAUGCUUUGGUGGCAGCAGUAAGACCCAGAGAAUUGCAAGUGUUGUCAAGGGGUGGGGGCGUGGGGCCCCGCAGCCUCCUUAAAAAUCAUUUGAUGCCCCUUCAUGUAAGUAAAGAAUAAAGGCAGCUACAGUUUCUAACCAGCUGAUCACUCUUCUCGUUAGAGGUCUCCAACAUACAGUAGAGGUUUCCCCAAUACUCUCACUGUGUCCUGUGAGCGUUGCACAUGGAAGCAUGAUAUCCUCCCUAUGUUCCACUUUCAGGAGGAAAGGAUUUUUGAGAAUUGAAGUCCAUGCACAUCAAAACUCCCUCUUUGGUUGACUGAUGUGUGUUCCUAUUUGCUCUCCUGCUGUGUGUUUACACACCUCCCAGCCAGAGGUACUAAACUGAACCUUGAUGUGAACUAACUCCAUUGAAAAGCCUUGUCUUUGAGUUGCUUGGAUGGGAGUCUUUGUAGUGGUUCAUUCAUAUAUGAAAGCCACCACUCAAUUUUGCAGCUGUUUACUAUCACCUUUAACCACUUCAAUUUUGAUUUUCAAAAGUUAGAAAAGAUGAGUCCCAUGAGCGACUGGUGUGUAACUGAAGGUAGCCCUGUUUAGGGAAGCUUUUAAUGAUUAAUAGACUAUUGUAUUUUUAUAUUUUGUUAGAAGCUGCCCAGAGUGGCCGGGGAAACCCAGCCAGAUGGGCGGGGUAUAAAGAAUAAAUUAUUAUUAUUAUUAUAACUAAUUAGCCUUAGAAAAUUAUUUUUAUAUGUUUUUCGAGUGUGAGUUUAUGAAUUGCAAAAUAAAAGCUAUGUAGAAUGACCUACUCUACACCUUUAGGUGCCUGCCAUCAACUGCUGUCCCUAUAAUGUGUGACUUAACCUGGAUUUAAUCUGUAGAUGCUUUUACCUCUGAAAAGUCUCCCUGAUGUUGAGAGUGAGAAUUCUUACUGCCUUAUAAUAAUUUGUAACAAGCAUGCUUGCUUAUUGUCAGGUUCUUACAAAAGGGAGCAAUUGCAGUGGUGCCAAUGGAGAACAACACGGUGCUAUUCAUCCAGCCCCCUCCAAAAAACCCCACACUGCUUCAGUAGAUCUCAUAUCAUGUGGUCCAAUGACCCCAAUGUGCAAUGAUGAUGGAUCAACACAAAUUUAUUGACUUCCUAGAGUCCAUCACUGUGUGUUGUAACUUGAAUCAGUACUCUGACUGCACUGCAAAGACCCUGCUAUAUGUAUUGAGGAAUUUAUUGGCAACAGUGACGCUGUUUAUGUGAAAGUAGUGCAGUAAUAUAAACUUACAAAUGACUUUACAGCUAUGGUUGCCUUCAGUGGAUGGAUAACUUUUUUAUCUCUCUUGCCCCAGCUGUAAUACUAUCAGACUUGCUGUUUUUGAUUAGCAGUUUACUCUUAAGUACACUUAUUAUGGAGUAAGUCUGAUUGAACUCAAUAUAACUUACUUCUGAGUAAUUGUGUUUAGAUUGCACUGCGGGAGUUAUGGAGGGCAUUUUUUUUUAUUGCUCAGACUUCUCACAGAGUUUAAAUUGCCUCAAAACUGAAACUUAUUUAUAAAAUUGAUUCUCUAAUUGACUAGAGCAGCAAGGUUCUAUAAUUAAAACUGAACUUGUCUUGGGUAGAAUUUGCAUAUUCUGUUAGCUGUAUUGCAGAGGAAGGUGAAAUGUCUAUCCUUGCUGAAUUCAGAGAUCUAGUUACCAGCAGAGUUCUUGGCUUCUUUCCAUAGUUCCUAGUCCAUUUGGUUGAGGAUUUCAAGUGUGGGUACAUGUAGACCGGCAUGUGUCCUGUUGUGCCAGAAGUGGUUUAGUCAUGGUGGCCACAUGACCCGGAAAGCUGUUUGGAGACAAACGGCGGCUCCCUCGGCCUGAAGUGAGAUGAGCGCUGCACCCCAUGGUCGCCUUUGACUUAACUGUCCAGGGGUCCUUUACCUUACCUUUACCUUAGACUGACAGCAUUGUGGACCGUAGCUGAGGUUUUCUACAUAUGUUUAGGAUAACUCAGCGGUUCAUUGAAAGGUUUCGCAAUUAGAAGUUCAGUAAUGGUGGACAAGAUUCCCUGAAAGACAGCUUGUUUAACAACCACUAUUUUGUCAGUAUGUCUGUAUAGUGAAGAGUUGGGAACAAUUGCCAGGUCUCCUGGGCCUUUCUGUGUAAAUUGAGUAUGAAAUCUUAGAACAUUCCCCAGACUCCUCAGCAAGACUCAGGGGUUACUCCAAAGGUAAAUUGAUGUGGAAAGGGUUCUCAGAAGGUAUAAAUCUUGAAAAUUGCCAUGCUAGGUUGAUGGGCAUGAAUAGAUUUCAACCUGGAGAAUGGAAGAGAAGUUGACAUUCAGCAUCAUUAGUGUUGAUGUUGAAAAUGUUACUGUAGAAAUUAUGGUCCAUGUUCUGAUGAGAUAAGGAAGAGUGCUUUGCAGUAAUGCCUUGUUGUUUACAAGCUGGAUCAGAGUGGUAGGCUUUGCCUCUGGAGUUUUUGUAGAAUCCAAGAUCAGUGUUGGUGCCAGCAAUGUGAGUCAGUAUGCAUAAGUAUGCAGCCUAGGAUUUACAAAUUGCAUGAAGGCUGCAAAUCUAAUGGGACCUGAGAGUAAGUGUGUAUAAAACCUAGUGGGAUUUCCUUUUGAGAAAACAUGAUUCUGACUGGUUUCUUGGGAAAGUAGAUACUCUUUGCAGACAAGUACACACUAUUUGACGGUAGGGAGAGCAAGGAUUACACACCUCCGUCAUUGGUGCUGUGCAAUGCCAGGUCCAUAGGCAACAAAACCGCCACCAUGCGUGACUUUUUUGUCUCGCAGGGGAUUGACCUGGCUUGCGUGACGGAGACCUGGGUACGGGAAGGCGAAGUACUCUCCCUACAUGAGAUAACACCCCCAGGUUUCUCUGUCCCCCAUCAAUCGCGGACUGUGGGUCGGGGGGGGGGAGAAGUAGCGUUGUUAUUCCGGGAGGAUUGCUCUUUCAGAGCUUUGCCAUCACUGGUGAUCUCCGGCAUUGAAUGUGUUGGUCUCGUGUGGGGCACCAAGGAGAGCUUGGCUGUCUGGUUGGUGUACCGAUCACCCAGCACACCUGCAGCCACCCUGUCAGACCUGCUGGAGGUGGUGGCGGGCUGGGCCUUGGAGUUCCCAAACCUACUGGUUUUGGGAGACUUCAACGUCCAUGCCGAUGCCGCUCCCUCCUCACAGGCUCUGGACCUAGUGACUUCCAUGGCAACACUAGGGCUCUCCCAGUUUGUUUUGGGCCCCACUCAUCAAGCAGGCCACACGCUGGAUCUGAUCUUUGGGGCUGGCAUAGAUGUGAUCAUGCUCCCCACUGUGGAAGUGCCAUGGUCUGAUCGCUACGCUCUGAAAGCCAAGAUUGACUUCCCGCUCCUCCCCGGCUCGGGUGGUGAACCUAUUUGGGCUCGUCCGCGAAAACUGAUGGAUCCUGAUAGAUUCCGACAAGCCUUGCGGAACCCUGCUCCUCCUGGCGACUCAUUAGAUGACCUUGUUGAGGACUGGAAUAACCGGCUCUUGGCAGCCAUUGAUGAGAUCGCGCCUAAGCGCCCUCUGCGACCCCGUCGAAAUCGGGCCCCUUGGUUUACUGAGGAGCUCUGGAAAAUGAAGCGGGAUCUCAGACGGUUAGAGCGAGUAUGGCGACGGACUCGUGACGGAGCCUCAAGAACAUCUUCUAGGACGCUUAUGAAAGCCUAUGAGAUGGCUAUGAAAGCUGCUAAGAAAUCUUACUUUGCAGCUUCCAUUGCAUCCGCUAGCUCUCGCCCGGCACAACUUUUUAGAAUACAGUGGUGCCCCGCAAGACGAAUGCCUCGCAAGACGGAAAACUCGCUAGACGAAAGAGUUUUCCGUUUUGGAGGUGCCUCGCAAAACGAAUCUGCUAUGGGCUUGCUUCGCAAGACGAAAAUGUCUUGCGAGUUCCUGGGUUUUUUUCCUUUCCCCCUCUUUUCUAAGUCGCUAAGCCGCUUAUCUGCUUAUCCGAUAAGCUGAUAAGCUGCUAAAAGCCGCUAAAAGCCGCUAAUAGCGCUAAUCCGCUAAUCCCAUCAAUGGGCUUGCUUUGCAAGACGAAGAAACCGCUAGACGAAGAGACUUCCAGAACGGAUUCUUUUCGUCUUGCGAGGCACCACUGUAAUUAGGUCAAUAAUGUCCUUAGGAGGACAACCAAAUUUAAGCACAAAUUCGACCCACAGCUGUGAGGCAUUCACGAGCUUUUUUGCGGAGAAAGUCCUGUUGCUCCGCUGUGACCUCCCUGCCAAUUUAGAUACAGUGACUGAACUGGAGGCCCCUCGACUGACUUCAGGUCCAGUGUUGGACCAUUUCGAUCGGAUACUCCCUACUGAUGUGGAUAGAUUCCUCCAAGUUGGUAGGCCCACCACCUUCCUCCUUGAUCCAUACCCGUCUUGGCUGAUUAGGGAGCGUCCAGAUGUUGCGCGGACCCCCCUGGUUGAAAUUAUCAAUCUGUCCCUUGACAUGGGGACAUUCCCAGGGGAACUGAAGGAAGCAGUGGUGUGUCCACUCUUAAAGAAAACUUGAUCAGAUCCCUUAGACCUAUCCAAUUACCGCCCAGUUUCAAAUCUUCCAUACCUGGGUAAGGUAAUUGAGAGAGCGGUUGCUGAACAGCUUGGUAGGUUUCUGGAGGAAACAUCGGCAUUAGAUCCAUUUCAGUCCAGUUUCCGUCCUGGUUUUGGGACGGAGACGGCUCUGGUUGCCCUAACAGAUGAUCUCCGUAGACAACUGGAUCGAGGCGGGUCAGGACUGCUGAUCCUUUUAGAUUUGUCAGCAGCCUUUGACAUGGUUGAUCAUGAUCUUCUGGACCACCGCCUCGCAGACGUGGGGAUACAGGGCAUAGCCCGUAACUGGUUGUGCUCUUUUAUCUCUGGUCGGGGACAGAGGGUGGCACUAGGGAGGGAAAUGUCGUCGCGCCACUCCUUGGUGUGUGGAGUGCUGCAGGGCGCAAUUCUCUCCCUGAUGCUUUUUAACAUCUUUAUGCGCCCCCUUGCCCAGAUUAUCUGGAGCUUUGGGCUGGGCUGUCACCAAUAUGCUGAUGACACUCAGGUCUAUCUGCUGAUGGAUGGCCACACCGACUCGGCCCCGAACACACUGACCAGAUGCUUGGAAGCUGUGGUUGGAUGGUUUCGUGGGAGCCGAUUGAAACGAAAUCCUUCGAAGACAGAGGUCCUAUGGCUAGGUCGGGAUGGCAUGGGGAUGAGGGACCAACUCCCUUCUCUUGCGGGGGCCCAAUUAGUGCCAUUGCCUUCCGUUAAGAGUUUGGGUGUAAUCCUUGACGCCUCCCUUUCCAUGGAGGCGCAAGUUACAGCAACAGCCAAGGCGACAUUUUUCCACCUUCGCCGCAUCAAGCAGUUGGUCCCUUACCUUUCCCGCCCCGACCUGGCCACAGUGAUCCUUGCGACAGUCAUCGCCAGGCUUGACUACUGUAAUUCGCUCUACGCGGGGCUGCCCUUGAAGCUGUCCCAGAAACUCCAGCGGGUACAGAAUGCUGCAGCGAGGCUCCUCAUGGGGUCUCUGCCAUGGGAGCAUAUUCACCCACUGCUUUUCAAGCUGCACUGGCUCCCAGUGAAGUACAGGGUCAGGUUCAAGGUGCUGCUUUUGACCUUUAAAGCCCUUCACGGCCUAGGACCCUCGUACCUACGGGACCGCCUCUCCUGGUAUGCCCCACGGAGAGCCUCAAGGUCCAUAAAUAACAACACCCUAGUGGUCCCAGGCCCUAAGGAAGUUAGAUUGGCUUCAACGAGAGCCAGGGCCUUUUCUCUGCCUCAUGAGACCAGGGCCCUGCACGAUCUGAUUUCUUUACGCAGGGCCUGUAAGACAGAGUUGUUCCGCCUGGCCUUUGGCUUGGAGCCAAAUUGAUUCCCUCCCUCCCUCUCUUUUUUCUUUUCAUUCUCCUGCGAUGAGGCUACAUUUUAAUAUUUUAAUGUUCCAUUAUUUUAAUGUUGUAUUUUAUUUUUGUUUUUAAGUUGUAAUCAUUCAUCUUGUUUCUGUUAUUGCUUGUAAGCCGCUCUGAGCCCGGCCUUGGCUGGGGAGGGCGGGGUAUAAAUAAAAAUAAUUAUUAUUAUUAUUAUUAUUAUUAUUAUUAUUUUAGCUAGGUAGGUUAGAAGAUCUAUCUUCUAAUGGAUUUUCAACUGCUUCUUGAUACCAGGUCUGGAGUGUAAAUUUAAGGGAGGAAUGUGUCGCAUGCCUGGGCAGCAUGCCUUCACAAAUUUUAGUUAGUAGCUUCAACGUCUUGGCUAUGCAUGACCUGUAGAGGUGGAAUUUUAAAAAUAAAAUUGUAUACAUCUGCAUUCUUGUUGAGCGUUGGACUUUUGUUUUAAAGAGACUAACUACAUACAUCUUUUUAAAAUCACUUUAGGCUUUUGUGA
Podarcis lilfordi (Lilford's wall lizard) is the source of this 10218-nucleotide messenger RNA. Lineage: Eukaryota; Metazoa; Chordata; Lepidosauria; Squamata; Lacertidae. The record is from the annotation of a GenBank genome assembly.